AUGAGUGUGUUGCCUGUUCAAACCAUUGAGGAGUUUGAUCCAUCUGUUCCGGUAGUCUUGCCCCACGAUAAGGUGUACUCCAUUCAAGUGGGGUACAAGUUGUUUCGCCUAAGUGGAUUAUCCCUCUCAUCUGACUCACCAUCAUACUUUACCAAAUUCUUUGGCGAUAAAGACAAUGAAGAAAAAGUGUUGUUUUUUGACCGGAGUCCGCAUAUUUUUGAAAAGAUCUAUAAUCACUUACAGGGAUACUCGAUAAACAUUACUAAUGACUAUGAAUAUAUGCACCUUUGGAGUGAUGCAUUUUACUUUGGGUUGCGCAAGUUGCAAAAAUUGAUGACGGAGCAGGACAUUUUUGCCAGCAUAGGUGACCAAAGCUUCAAGAUUCCAAAAGCAUUGUUGCAGAAUGAAGGAAACUGCCCCAAUUACUUUACCAUGAAUUCGGAGAGAUUAUUUUUUGACAAUGUUGCAGUGAUUGAAAGGAAUAAUAUGUUACGGCCGCCACCGCAAAGACCACCGAUUGUUGCUGGACGCUCGCCAAAGCUAUUUUCCGAUCUAUUGGAGUAUCUACGGGGUAACUCAAUGAUCAUAAAGAGUGAAGAGCAUCGACAAUUGUUGCAAAAAGAGGCAAGGUACUAUCGGUUUCUCGAGUUGGAACAACGCAUGGUCAAUCACAAGGUUGUCAAUGACGCUAUAAUUAUCAAUUUGAUGGAUCUAAGUAAAAAAGGAAUGACCAAUAUCUCACCGGCUAAUAGGCUAACAGAAUGCCCUAUGAAGUACUCGCGUCCCUACAUUGACGAACCAUUACGGGAUUUAGUUUUCCAAGUUGAUAAUCUUCAAAAUGUACGACAGGUUGAAUUAUUUCUCAAUAAACGGACGGGACUUCCUACUGUUAAAUUUGAAGGAAAGUUUUACACCAAAAUAACGCAAGUUUUUAAAGAUUUUUCCGAAGGCUUGAUCCAAGAGGACCAUUCAAUAACAUUUUUGGUCGGGUUGGUAAACCUGCAUACUAUAAUAAAUGGAAAGGAAAUGAUGCCCGGGUGGGUUGACGAUUUGUUGCAAGCUGUGGAUAAAGAGUCUACAAAGAAGCGCAAACUCAACGUUCAAGGAGAUGUAAUCAAGAUUUACCUCAAGCGGUCAAUGUGGAGGCUCAUGAUGAGAGGCAACUUGGCAAGAUUAGAAGCAGUCAGUCUCGACGGGCUGACUACUCCACUACAGCGUAUAGACUUUAUAUGA
This is a messenger RNA of Lodderomyces margitis, 1233 nucleotides long. RefSeq lists its product as uncharacterized. The coding region runs from base 1 to 1233 and encodes 410 amino acids. Gene Ontology annotation, molecular function: protein binding. The transcript has a single exon. Gene Ontology annotation, biological process: protein homooligomerization. The record is from RefSeq and is a predicted model, not a curated record. NCBI's taxonomy places the organism in Eukaryota, Fungi, Ascomycota, Pichiomycetes, Serinales, Debaryomycetaceae.